This is a messenger RNA of Caenorhabditis angaria, 541 nucleotides long. Lineage: Eukaryota; Metazoa; Nematoda; Chromadorea; Rhabditida; Rhabditidae. The record is from the annotation of a GenBank genome assembly.
AUGCUUGUGCUUUUCUUCUUUGUUUUUCCCCUACUAUCAGCCAUUCCAAGAAACUACACUGAUCUGACAACCGAAGAGUUGAUCAACGUUUUGUUGGUUGACACAAUUCUUCAUCAAGACGACUUCGAAAUUCCGGAUGAUAUCAAUGUUUUUAUUUGCACCACAGCUCAAAGCGCCGAAAAAUGGGAGCAAAUGGAAAAACGAAACGAGUCAAUGAUUCUCGACGAAAGUAUUACCAGAGUUGGCGAUUUGUGCAGAAAUGCAACCGAAAUUAGUGGUUCCAUGGUGUUCGAAGGAUUUGACAUUAGUUUUACUAUUUAUUGCGGCUGUGAUAAACUCAACAAAUAUUGGAACACUGUCCAUGUCUUUGUUUUGUGAGUUUAAAUUUUGAAAUUUUUUCUUUGAAUUUUCAACUUUCAGAAUCGUUAUCACCUUGUUCCUUGUUUUCUUCAUCUGUUUCUGCACAAUUUUGAUCAUCCCACAACCAAAACAAAUCGCAGCUUUGGAAAAGCAGAUCACGAGCUUGACCAUAAAUGUCUAA